CGCGGGGAGACAGCAGAAAUCGUACUACGGAGCGGGAAGCAAGCAGGAAAACGUGUCGGGCCAGACUUGCAGGGCAGCAGAGAGCCGCGGAGCCGCUUCAGUGAUGACUUGCAGAAACAAACUUCACAACUGGGGAAGGUUAUAAAGCAGGUACAGCAGUUGUUUAAUAACGACUUUGGAGGAGUUUUCAGUAUCCAGUCUCCUUAUAAGGAAGAAAGAAGGUUUCUGGAGGACUUAAUCAUGAGUCAAGCUGCCGCUAAACCUCCACUUCCAGAAAGAAAGCAUCUUUUGUGGCAUAAAGAAGCAUGGAAAGGUGAUGGAACAGCUUGUUCUAGAUGCCAUCUCCAAGCAAUUGGAAGAGAAGAAGGUCAUCAGAAACAGUCAGCAUGGAUUCACCAAGGGAAAGUCGUGUUCAACCAAGCUCGUAGCCUUCUGUGAUGGCAUCACCAGCUGGAUCGAUGGGGGGAGAGCAGUGGAAGUUGUCUACCUUGACUUCAGCAGGGCUUUUGAUACUGUCUCCCACGACAUCCUGAUAAUGAAGCUGAGAAAGUGUGGGAUGGAUGAGUGGACGGUGAGGUGGGUUGAGAAUAGAGCUCAUUCUACGUGGCUGUUGAGCGCUUUGCAGGUAUUGAUCUUGCAGAGGGAUCUGUCUGGCCGCAGGACUGUGGUUGGAUACACUGAUUCCAGCAGAAACUCAGUAAGCAGCGGCGACCUGUGCAAAGCGCUGCUCGGCAUGGACCUCUGCUGAGGAAUCAAGGGUUGAGCAAAAAGAAUGUUUGGGCCAGGUGACCGCAGAAGUCUGGCUGUUUUGGUUUGUGGCAGCUGAUGGAAGCAGAGUUGCAGUUGAAAUGGACGCUUCUGGUCUGAUGUCCAGCCUGUUCCCACAUGCUCAGAUGAGCCAAGUUUGCAAGGCCUGGCUCUUGGUUGGUGAUUUGUGCCCAAGGUGAACUAGAUGGCUGCCAUACCAUGCUCUUGAAUGACAAAAGGACGAUAGUGUGGAUUUUGGCUUUUGCUCUGGAAGAACAGAGCGAAGUGUCAAGGAACGGCUGCCUUCAAGGAACUUGUCUGCCUUCUUCUGAUCUCUUGCCAGCUUGUCACGCUUAGGCUGAUGGCCAUGGCAUGCAAUGAGAUCAGCUGUGGGCCUGAGCUGGCAUGGACGGAGACUGCUAACCAGGGGAAGCCCCUGGUGGUCGAUGACGAGUCAGCUAUCAAUAUUCCAGCCCUUGCUGCCGCCCAUGUGAUUAAGGGCUACACUGCCCAGGCACCGGAUGAGCUCUCCUUUGAGGUGGGAGACAUCGUGUGUGUCAUUGAUAUGCCACCAAAGGAGGUGACCAGGUGGUGGAGAGGGAAGCAUGGGUUUCAGGUUGGGUUCUUCCCUAGUGAGUGCGUGGAACUGAUUAAGGACAAAGUUCCCCAGUCCGUCAUUGAUUUGGUGCCAAAGCCAGUGUCAAAGAAACGGGGCAAGAUCAUCACCUUCCUUCAUUCGCUCGUGAAGGCCCGCCCAAAGAAAGUGAAGCAGCAGGAGACGGUGAAGGAAAGGGUGUUUGGGUGUGACCUGGCCGAGCAUCUUCUCCACUCUGGCCAGGAUGGUAAGGAACAGCCCAUUCUCGGGAUCUUCCUCUGGUGGGAAUCUGAAGGUUCAAGAGAGAUCACAUCUAGCAAGGAGCAGGUUGAUACCCGUGUAGAAACAUGGGAUGGGAGCUGA
This is a messenger RNA of Numida meleagris (helmeted guineafowl), 1705 nucleotides long. Its product is annotated as rho GTPase-activating protein 32-like. The transcript is spliced from 12 exons. Gene Ontology annotation, molecular function: protein binding; GTPase activator activity. The record is from RefSeq and is a predicted model, not a curated record. Gene Ontology annotation, cellular component: fibrillar center; cell cortex; nucleoplasm. Lineage: Eukaryota; Metazoa; Chordata; Aves; Galliformes; Numididae. Bases 1109 to 1705 code for a protein of 198 amino acids. Gene Ontology annotation, biological process: small GTPase-mediated signal transduction.